UCGACACUCAACGACUCGUCUCGCUUGCCAUUUUCCGUUUCAUCGUCCACGUCGCUCUCUCUCUCUCUUCCUCUCUCAUCCCUUUUAAGGCCUUGCGUGCAACCUUUGCGUUGCGCCACAGAGAGCGCUUCCCUCCGGCGAUCGUUGACCGAUGGAGACCGUCCCCUCCGACGAUGACGACGAGGAGUUCACCUCCGAUCUCCACAGUGACCGCUGCGGCACGUUCAGCCCCAGUGACGACGUCAGCGAGUCCGACUCCUCCACCUGCUACCUCCCCUCCGCCUCGUCUCCCCUCGCCCCCUCCCUUCCCCCGCAUUUCCUCUUCUGGGACCGCAAGCUGGAGAAGAGGCCGUCUGAUUUCUCCGAAGUGGAGCUGAUGAAAGAACGAUUUGCCAAGCUUCUUCUCGGCGAAGACAUCUUCGGCGGAGGCAAAGGAGUCUGCACCGCUCUUGCUAUCUCAAAUGCCAUCACCAAUCUUUCUGCCACCGUGUUUGGGGAGCUCUGGAGAUUGGAACCUCUGGCGCCGAAGAAGAAGGCAAUGUGGCUGCGGGAGAUGGAUUGGCUGUUGUCUGUGAGUGAUUCCAUUGUGGAGCUUGUCCCUGCCGUGCAAGAGCUCCCUGGUGGGGGCACCUUUGAGGUGAUGGUCUCGCGUCCUCGGCCUGACCUCCACAUGAACCUCCCUGCGCUCAAGAAGCUUGACGCCAUGCUGAUUGGGAUGCUGGAUGACUUCACGGACACUGAAUUCUGGUAUGUGGAUGGGGGGAUUUCAGUUGCUGAUGCGGAUCAGGAUAAAUGGUGGCUACCUUGCCCCAAUGUCCCACAAGAAGGCCUGUCUGAGGAUGCAAGGAAGAAGUUGCAGCAAUGCAGGGACUGUGUCAGUCAGAUACUUAAGGCAGCCAUGGCCAUUAAUAGUGGGGUGCUUGAGGAGAUGGAAAUCCCUGAUGUCUUUAUUGAGACCUUUCCUAAGAAUGGAAAAUCAUGCUUGGGUGAGAUAAUAUACCACCAUAUAACAGCUGAACAAUUUUCACCUGAUAGCCUUCUGGAUUGUUUGGACCUUUCAUCUGAACAUCAUACUUUAGAAAUUGCAAAUAAGAUUGAGGCAGCAACUCAUUUAUGGAGGAUGAGAGGUCAUAGUAGGCAUUCGGAAGUGAAGGCAAAGAAAUCUUGGCGGGGGAAGGUGAAAGAUCUUGUUACCGACACUGAAAGAUGUCAAUUUCUGGCAGAGCGAGCAGAGUGUCUUCUGCAAAGCUUGAGGCUCCGGUGUCCUGGACUUCCUCAGACAGAUCUUGAUAUGAACAAGAUUCAGUACAACAAGGAUGUAGGGUACUCUAUCCUUGAGAGUUACUCCAGAGUCAUGGAGAGCUUGGCAUUUAACAUCAUGGCAAGAAUUGAUGAUUUGAUCUUUGUGGAUGAUGCGCCCAAAAAAUGUUCGACUGCCGAAGCAGUUUCUAUAUUUAACCGGGGAGGAUCAGGACUGCCAGUUCAAAAAAAGAUCUUGCCUAGUCCCUUCUCAAUUCAAAAUACACCUCGCACCUCACCUUUUGCAGCACCUACACAUUGUUCAACCUCAGUAAGUGGAAGCCCUGGAAGGCUGCAAGCUUCACUGAGCAAGAGAAAUAUAUUACAUCAACCAGAGGCCAAGUCAGGGAAGAUCAACUCCGGUCAUCUGGAAAAGGUUUGGUCAUUCACUGGCAACGUGAGUGCCAGAAAAGAUGCAGAGGAUGCCCCCGAAAGGGACUGACUCAACAAAACGUUUACAAAUGCAAAGCAUAGAGAAUGCAACAUGACUGUUACUCGUCUGGUUGAUGCUUUGCUCUGUACAGAUGCACACUUUCAGAUAUCAGGCUGAUGCCGGGGAUUGUCUGAGACUAGUAAGAAUGAUGGCUCUUUAAUUGGAAGCAAUUGACGAUUUCAAAUUUUGUAGUUUUGUUUAAGACAGUGGUAGUUUUAUUUAAUGCUUAGUUGAUCCUAAUGGUGCACAAUUGGGUUUCUGUAAAUUUCUUUUAAGAAACUAUGAACUGUUUCUUCUUUUGCGACUUGUACUGCAGAGUAAAGGCAAAAGUAAGGUUGUUGAAUUGUGUUUGUUGUAGUGCAAUUCCGGUAGCCGGAACUGAUUGUAGGGAAGAAGGUUGUCGUUGAUGGGAGAGGAGAGAUUUCCUGCAGUAAAUUCUCUUGAAUUCAAA
Messenger RNA from Zingiber officinale, 2183 nucleotides. Its product is annotated as rop guanine nucleotide exchange factor 1-like. The transcript is spliced from 6 exons. Gene Ontology annotation, molecular function: guanyl-nucleotide exchange factor activity. The record is from RefSeq and is a predicted model, not a curated record. The coding region runs from base 152 to 1741 and encodes 529 amino acids. NCBI's taxonomy places the organism in Eukaryota, Viridiplantae, Streptophyta, Magnoliopsida, Zingiberales, Zingiberaceae.